Sinocyclocheilus rhinocerous is the source of this 2065-nucleotide messenger RNA. Its product is annotated as prostaglandin F2 receptor negative regulator-like. The record is from RefSeq and is a predicted model, not a curated record. The annotation marks the transcript as partial. NCBI's taxonomy places the organism in Eukaryota, Metazoa, Chordata, Actinopteri, Cypriniformes, Cyprinidae. The transcript is spliced from 5 exons. Gene Ontology annotation, cellular component: membrane.
AUCCAGACUACACUGUUGUUCUUAGCUCAUCUGUGAACGCAAAGUUCUCUGGUGACCCGACGGAGUUGGAAUGCAAAGUCACGAACAUGUCGAACCUUCGUAGCGGACGGCUGGGAGUGUCGUGGCUGUACAGAGACAUUCAGCCUGGUGACGUACCAGUAUCUACUCACACCAUUGUGUCACUGGAUGAGAAUGGGAACCUUGUGCCAGGCAAGACGUACAAGAGCCGUGUGGAGGCGGGGCUUAUUACAGUGACUCGAAUGGAACCUUACACGUUCAAGCUCCGCCUCUUUCGUACCACAGAUGCUGACGCUGGUGAAUACAUGUGUGCCAUAAUGGCAUGGGUACCAUCUCAACAUGGGAAUUGGAAAAAGGUUGCUGAGUAUGUGACCCCAGCACUUAAAGUCAGCUUUGCUAACAAGCGUCCUGUUCUCGGUGUCGUGGCCCGGCGUCUCCGUGAAGCUACGGCUGCUGGCUCCACGUUUGAGAUGAGCUGCCAGGCCAACAUCCAGAAUCUCCUGCCGGGAACUGCCUUCUCAAUCCUCAUCUUGUCUGAGGAGGCCAUCGGGUCACCCAGCCGGAAACUGGCCUCUCUGGGCCCUGAGAUGGUUCUUCAGCUGGAGGACUGGGGUGAGCCAGGCCGACAGGACAGCCUGAUGCUGGUGAAGACCGGUAAAAGGGACUUCCAGUUCCGGAUCCAAGCGGUGCAGGUGACCGAUCGUGGGUUUUACUCGUGUGAAAUGAAAGCCUGGACGAAGCAGCCCGGGGAAGACUGGGUUGAGAUGGCCAAAGGAGUGUCCAAUAAGGUUCAGAUUGCUUUUACUCACAAAGGUCCCACGUUUGAUCUGUCCAUCAGUUCAGACACAACGAGUGUUUUCCCCUGGGAAACUGUGAAGAUGGAGUGUGACGUCAGUGUUAGUGGCACGUCUCCCACUGCAGACGAUGUAGCGUACGAGAUUAAGUGGUUUCUGAGUCAUCUGAGGGGCUCAAACAGCGCGUCCCUGCUAGCCAGUAUGGACCGCUGGGGCGUCGUGCACAAGGCCCCUCGCAACGACAGCAGUGAUUGCAGCCUGGAGCGCCUGGGACCCAAAAGAUUUGCCCUCAACAUCCACAGCACACAGGACAGCGACGCAGGUGACUAUCACUGCACCGCAACGCCCUGGAUCCGGUCGACCGCCACCGGGGUCUGGAGCAAAGCGCCGGAGGUCACCUCACAGAGAGUCUUCCUCAAUGUGAAGUUUGCAUUGUGGGACUCAAUGAAGCUGCCUUUGCUUUAUGGGAUCUGUGCUUCGGUGACUGUAGGCGUUGUUUCUCUCGUCCUGGGCCUGGUCUGUGCUCACUGCUGCUGUAAAACCACGACACCUACUCCACGCUCUCACAACAAACUCAUGGAGCUGGAGAUAGAUUGACAAAGACAGUACAGUUGUCCCCUGCCGACCUGGAUGGCGUGGUGACAACUGAUGAACGCUGGGACGUGUCCCGUGAUGUUAUGCACCAUCUGGAAGGAGAAACUACAUUCUCAGAGGAAAUAACUACUGAAUCAGAGUCAACAACCAGGGCGAAUUACUCAAAUAUUGCACUAAACACAUUCUUAUAUCAGCCGGGUGCAUGUUUUGUUGGAUUUAUGAACUUUCUGUCAUUAAAAACAAGAAGUGUUAAAGGUUUUUUACGCUCUGAUGAAAUACCUGACAAGAUCCAAGCAGAUUUUGACAGACUGAAGGAUUAUAUUACUCAAGCUCCAAAGAGACCGUCUGCUUCCAGAUCAGGGUUUAAAGACACUAAUUUCUACCGUGAUUCUUUUUGAGUUUGGUGCUACUCUCUUUUUGCAAGACAUGGGAGGAGCUGAACCCAUGUCACAAUGUGAAAGAUGACGUUUUAUCUGUGAUUCUGUGACAUUUUGUGUUGUAAUGUAUGUACCGUUCAGCUUUGUUCUCCAGAGUUGACCAGCUCUGAACAACCCACCCUCUAAAAGCUAACUAGUCAACCAUUAUCAACUGGUUAACUGUAAUGCAACAGAGGCAGUCACACUAGAUUUUAAACAUAUAAAAUGAAUUUGAAUAUAUGA